Molecule: messenger RNA, 873 nt
Organism: Mesorhabditis belari
Lineage: Eukaryota; Metazoa; Nematoda; Chromadorea; Rhabditida; Rhabditidae
Source: the annotation of a GenBank genome assembly
AUGGGUGUGAUGGCCGUCCGUCUAUUUAUCACGAUUCUCCUCCUUUUCCAUCAAAUUUCUGCGUCGAUUCAACAAAGCGAUCAAGAGGAUCCAUCCACGAAUAAAACCCAACAAGAACUCGUCGAGGCUCGAGGAAAAAUCUGCGAUCUCGAGACGGAGAUCGCAAGAGAGCGGAACGAAACGAAGGACAAAGACGUCGAGAUGAGCCUUUUAACAGCAAAAAUGGCCCAAAUCGAGGCGAAUUUAACGGGGAAAAUCGCCGAGACGAAAAGGAAGAACGAUGAUCUCGAAGCACAAUUAAGAACUCAAAUUACGGAAGUGAGAGACGGAAAAGUCAAAAUUGGAGAGCUAGAAGGAAAAAUCAACGCGCUGCAGAGCGAAAACUCUGACCUCGAAACCCAAAUAAAAUUUGAAAGGGAAAACAAGACGGCCGAAAUGGUGAAGUUGCAGGCAGAUUUAAAUCGAACCAUGAAUCUCUUGGAUCUGUAUCGGGAUGGAUGGUUGUAUUUGGCAAAAACCGCUUCUUGGUACAAGGUGUUUGGUGAAUGGAAAACAUUUGAUAAUGCCGAGGCAGAUUGUGCGAGUCGAAAGGGACAUUUGGUCACAAUUCACAGUCAGGAAGAGAACGAUUUUGUUCAGAAACUCGCGAGAACUGUUCAUUUGAUUACUUUGUUCUGGAUCGGACUGAAGAGAAAUCCGAACCAAGAAAAUGCUUUUGAAUCGACGGAUGGAAGUUCGGUGGAUUUCACGAAUUGGUUUCCGGGAGAACCGGAUUCGGACACCCACGCUGUGCUUGGGAGCAGCCAUGGGAAAUGGGGGGCCUCUUCUUCUAUCCAUCCGCAUCCUUUUAUCUGCAAAAGGAGCUUCCGGUUC